CCGCGCGCGCGCGUUCUGUUUAAACAGUCUCCGUUCUCCGGAGGAACCGACCCGGUUUAUCCUCCACUGCACUCUCAGACCACUCAACCUGCAGCUUUUACUUCUCUCCGAGGAACAAACUACACUUCUGGAAUAUGUGUCGGAAAUCCGGAGCAGUCCCGAGUGUGAACAGGGUUUUUAAUUUAAACCCGUUCUCCUGGACAUUAUGCCUCAACGGGAAUAAAUCACCUGUCGAGCGCAGCGCGCGCUUCAUCACAAGUUACCUGGACCGGAAGAAGAUCUGGUCACUUCUCCAAAACUUUUGGGAACCUGUUUUGUCUUUUUCUUUCUUUCUUUCUCUCUCUCUCUUUGGAAGACAAGUUAGAAGGAUGUUUUUCUGCUCCACGACCCUCCUCUUCCUCUUCUUCAGUGAUGGCUGUUGUGAGAAGUUGCAUCAGAAGUCCACACCAGUACAGUUGGACAAGAGCUACGGGAAGCUCUACAAACACAAUCAGUGUCACUACAUGCUCAAACACCUUCAAGACGGAGAGCAGAUCAGUGUGCAUAUGCCUCCUGAUAUUGUUGGACACUGGGUGUCUGAAAGCUGUGAGGUGAAACCUGGACCCGAAUUCCUCACUCGGUCUUACCGCUUCUUCUCAAAUCACACCUUCCAGGCUCUUCAGUUCUAUUACAGGGACAACCACUGCACAAAGCCAGGCUACACGCUGCUCAUUGAAGGCACUGUGCACCCCCGUCAGGCAUCAUGGCUUGUCCGUGGAGGCACAGAGUCGGACUACCAGCUAAGCCGAGUGCUGCUGGUGAGCCACAGCUUGCCAGUGGCCAAAGACCUCCAGGUGAAACUAGAGAUGUCUUGUGGUCUGACGGAGCACCUGGAGCCAGAGCUCAGCUAUGAGCUGUGGGAAGAGGGCUUUGAUCGUGACUGCACCCACAGUUUAGACUUCAGCAUGCAGGAGCUGCAGCUGCUACGCAUGGAGAGGCGCUUUCGGCCCAGCGAGCCUGAGAGACAAGCGGAGGAGUUGUUUGUGGGGGACGUGCACACAGAGCGCACUCAGAGGCGAAACCACAGGCCCAUGGGCUACCAGCCCCCCCUGCAGAAUGUCAAGACUUAUGAUAAAAGCUGUGUCGUGUGCCAGAUCAUCUCUGUAGCAGAUUUUCAUCAUCCACCAGUUCUGCCAUCCCGGAUUGAUCACCCUCUGCAUCUCUACGGUAACUGGGUUAGUAAACGCUGUGAGGUCCGCCCAGGCGUGCUCUUCCUCACCCGUCAUUUUGUCUUCCACAAAGAGAGCAACAUUUGGGAGGGCCACUAUUACCACUUCUCCGACCCAGUCUGCAGGAAUCCCACGUUUAGCAUCUCUGCAAAAGGGCAGUACAGCCCAGGCGUUCCCUCCACUACAGUCAUGGGAGGCACUGAAUACACUUUCACAGUGACUCAGAUGAAGGUCACUCCCAUGGACAUGGCCACUACUUCUCUCCUGAAUGUCUUCAGUGGGGAUGAAUGUGGAAAACAGGGGUCCUGGAAGCUGGGAGUCCAACAGGACGUGACUCCAACAUCAGGCUGUGCCGCCCUGGGUAUCCGACUGCCUCACACUGAAUACGAGCUCUUCUACAUGGGGCGAGAUUCAGCUGGACACCGCAUCCUCUUUAACGGACAGAGACCUACCAAUGGCUCAAGCCCUGAGCAGCCUCACAGGCGUGCCACAUCCUACCAGCCACCGCUGAUCCACUGCAGCUCAGGACAGAAAGGAGUUGGAAAGGAGGGAGACCAUCACUUCUGGCUUGGGAAUGGAUACAACGCACAGCCCCAGGGCCUGGUAUAUGCCUUCACUUUGGUCACACUUGUCUUUUCUGUCAUAUAGGAUCAGAUGAGCAAGGGUUUACGUAAUGAUGUGCGUGUGCGGCCUUUCUGCUCAUCACAGAAAAAAACUGAAGUGUGGAGAAACUGUCCUGUAUACAGCUCCCAACCUCUUUAAAUCAUUUUAACAUGAUUUUUAUGUUAACUAUUUGUCAAGUAUGUUGUGGAACUGCUUCCACAACCUUUGUUUUUAAACGUUGCUGAAAGUAAAGUUUGUUGUGUUCACCACCAUCAUCUAAGUGGACUGCACAUCUUAAAAUAGAUGAGGAUUGUUUAUCAGAUAUUUAUGAAGUUGGCCAACAGAAAAGCAUGCAUGUUAAUUACACAGUAAUAGUAGAAGUUGUUCAGAAGUUUGUCAUCCACUGCAUGCAUUGUAUCAAAAGCCUUCAUUUCACGGAAAACGUACAGCAGCGUGUACAGAGACGUCAAGCAUACUGAAACAAAAUGUUUAUUAGAUAUUUUUAUUUAAUUUUAAUUUCUCUUUUUCCCAGUGGCUCAAUGUUAAAUACCAUAUACAGUCAGAGUGGUCAUAUUUCAGUUAACAGUUGCCUCACAAAUGAGUAUAUAAUUUGCAUAAAGUAAAUGCUAAGACUUAAUGUAAGAGUAAGAUGUGUGUGUGUCAGGUGACGGAGAGAAAAUAAUGUACAUGGAAGGAGGCACAGUGUCUCAGCUGAAUUCUUCACAUUCAAGAAAAUAAAAUGAUUGUAAAUCUGAAGCUCAGUUUCACUGUGAAGAGGCCAACCAGCAACACACAGCAUCAUUUUUUUUCCUUUUGAGUUUUAAAUUUUCAUAAAGGAUUAGAAUGACAUGUACAAGACACUUAAAACAUUCCAACACUUAUUAAACCACGUAAAGAAAGCUAGGACAAUUAAUUUUAUUUAUUCAUCAUAGAUUUUUUUUCCUUUAUCGUAAAGGUCUCUACACAGUGCCAGCAAUUUGACUGCAAUUGAUGUAUUAGUAAGUGUACAGUUAAACUUGUCCCACUCUUGCAAGGAAAAAGAAAUACCCCUCACCACAAAAAAAAAAAAAGCCCAACAAAAAUGGGGGAGGAAAAAAAACAAAAAAAAACCAGAUUUUGUUUUUCUCUUUUCUGAGUGUGUAUGUGUACUAACCAUGUGAAAUUGCAAAAAGGCAAGGCCUGUUUGAAUGAUUCUGUACACAGACGCAUUUUUCCCCGCCGCCUUAGGCCAGACUAGCACUGAUGCGACGCUGAACAACAAGAACACGUGCUUCGCCCCUCAGGCCCAGAAGACACUGGAAGGAGCUGGGCAGAACACACGCAUUUAUCCUACAACACAAACUUCCCCAGGAAGAAUCCAAUGAAGAUAGCUGCAAUAACCACAAGCAGUGAGGGGAGCGAUUUGGAACUGGUUUCCUUCCUCACCAUGCCUGCUGUGUUUGAGACCACAUUUUCUGAGCGCUGGGCCUUCCUCAUUCGCAGACCUUCAUCCUAAUAAAUAAUACAGGAGAAUCAAGUUCUACAUCCAAAGGCUGGAGAGGAACAACAUUUAUUACAUCUGCUGUUAAUCACAUGAAUAGAUGUCUGUGCUGUUCGUAUAAUAAAUGUUUUGCUCUAUA
Messenger RNA from Neoarius graeffei (lesser salmon catfish), 3430 nucleotides. RefSeq names its product protein APCDD1-like. The transcript has 5 exons. NCBI's taxonomy places the organism in Eukaryota, Metazoa, Chordata, Actinopteri, Siluriformes, Ariidae. Gene Ontology annotation, biological process: negative regulation of Wnt signaling pathway. Gene Ontology annotation, cellular component: plasma membrane. The coding region runs from base 135 to 1856 and encodes 573 amino acids. The record is from RefSeq and is a predicted model, not a curated record. Gene Ontology annotation, molecular function: Wnt-protein binding.